AUGGCUACUACUCCAGAGCCAUCCUUGGGUGCCUUGUCGAGCCAAAACGAUGCUUUAUGGGAAGAAGCCUAUGAGAAGUUCAAGCGUGAUGACCCAGAAUUGUAUGAGCGGCUGCAAUCAAUCAUAAGCAAGGAUCCCAAUGUCAAAAGUAAUGUAGGACUAGAGCAACAACUCGGUGAUCUGCUUCUCAGGAAACUUCGGAUCAUGGAGGAUAAGCAGUGGGUAUUUUAUUGGCGCAAGAAAGCCAUCAAAAUUGGACCGCAGUUUGAUAAGAUUGUCAAACUUUUCAAACUAGUUAAACCUAUUGGUGAUACUGCCGCUGUAAUUGAUCCCGUUCAUGCGGGAAUUCCCUGGACUUGUGUUUCGGUUUUAUUGCCGCUCAUUUUAAACCAUUCUGAGGAACAAGAGGCGGCACUGAAUGGGUUGCAGGAAGUGGUAGAGAUUGUUCAGCAAUUCACAUCGUUCGAUUGGGAUCACCUUAAUAUCCCAAAAGAAAAAUCUGAGAAGCAGCUGAAGGGAUCUAUCGUGACAUUAUACUGGAAAAUACUUCGCUAUGAGGCGACAGCGAUACAUAAUUUUAGCAGACACACAUUAUCAAGAUAUGCUGCAUCUAUUGCCAGGAAGGAUGAUUGGAAGACUUUGCUCAGCGAUGUCGAGGUUUACAAGAACAAUUUUAUGACCGACCUUCAAUUGAAUGACUCCCAAAUUGGAACAGGGAAGACGUCUAUUAUAUCCACUAUCAUUGAGUCGUUCUACUCCGAUAUUGCCCGGCAAGAUGAGAAGCGCAUGGUAUAUUUCUAUUGCAUCUCGCCAACAACAUCAAGCGACGUUAUUCGAAGCCUUGUAUCCCAGUUAGCAUGGACAUUAGACGGCAACGCAAUAGAACCAAAUAUUAUUAGUAUGUUCAAUGCUACGAAACCACCCGACCCUACUAUUCCGAAACCUGAGGACUGGUCCGACGCGCUUCUAAAACUAUGUCAACGACUCAGAAAAGUCAUCAUCGUCAUUGACGCCCUUGACGAAUGCAAAGACUUCAGUAAGCUUUUAGCAACACUGAAAAAAUUUCAAGUCAAGCAUCUUGAUAGUGUCAAAUUAGUUUUCUCCAGUCGAUUAAAUGUUGAUGUGGAGAAGGUAUUCUCUGGAUCAGACGGCGUUAUUUUAGCCGUUGAAGAUACAUCGCGGGAUAUGUCUACAUACAUUGAGAAUGAAGUGAGAGCUAAAGAGGAAGAUAUUGAAUGCGACGACGAGACGGCGAAACGACAGAUCAUUGAUCGGAUAGUGCUUGUUUUAACGAAUUUUGCAGGUGGAAUGUUCAAAUGGGUAACCCUACAACUAGCAAUCAUGUUUCCGAUUGAGACACAAACUUUCUUACCAGAAAACAUCGAGAUUCAGCUGCUGAAUAUAAAAGAUCGAAAUCUUUCUUUGGAGCAAUCCUUGAACGAUGCAUACGAAACGGUUUACAUGAUGAACACCAAGCCAGGGGCCUACAACGCCAGCGUCUUGAACAAUUUUGUUAUUCAGAGUUCAGAAGGCACGUUUCGAUUUGCCCAUUUAUCUGUUGAGGAGUACCUUAUCAGUCAUUGCGGGUUCAAAGUCGAGUUCCAAACCGAAGAAUGUCAUUUAUUCGUGAUGAAGAUGUGCUUAAAUCUUUUGGUACACAAAAGAGUCGAUUCAGGCACAAAACCAGGGCUCAAACGCGGCUCGGUGGCUUCCGCCAUAAAGAAGACGUUAAUGCUCGCCCAAGAACCGGCCAAUUUUCUAGCCUAUUCCAUCUCUUAUUGGGCCUAUCACUCCAAUAAAGCCACAUCAGAGAAGCGAUGUAAAGAUCUCCUAUAUAAGCGUUUUGCUCUUGGAGCCACGAUAAGCCCUUCACUCAAGUGGUGGUAUACUCAAAUUGAUGUCGGUAACUACUCAGGAAGCACAAGAUUUCAAAUCAUGGAUAUUGCAGAUCGAAUUCUGGGCGAUCUUCCACGCUCAGAUAAAUAUCCGUCAAAGAGUCGUCUUAGAAUGUUAGGAGCAGCCUUCAACCUUCCCGAACUAAUACAGAACUCACUCGAUAAGUAUAAAGAAUCAAUUGAUGAGCCGUUACGCUUUGAAACUACUCCACUGCUUGUGGCAAUUCGACAUGGCAGUCCUGAUUCUGUGAAGUAUCUCCUAGAUUGUGGUGCUAAUCCUCAUCUAAUUUCGUCCGCUCAUAGACACCAUAUAAAAUACGCAAAUAUGGGUAGGCCGAUUGCUGAUGAGGAUAUGGUUUACUGGGUAAUCGCGAAGGGUGGUAAUCCUCAAGAGAACCUCGAGGAACGUUUGCAGGUAGAAGAAAUUCUCCUGAGUCAUGAGCGCAGUCGCCAGGCCUUUAUCGAGCAGCUUGAAAGACAUCUAGAGAAAGAUACCCAUUCGGAGCCGUUACGAGCCUUGGAAACUCUUUAUAGAGCUGCUGAUGAAACUCCAAUAUCCGCGAAGAUACUUGAGUACAGAAUAAAAACCAAAGGCUUGGGAGAAUUAGCUGAUGUGUUACACCAAAUUGAUGAAGAGACUAUUAACGACAAAAUGGUACUGGGAGUCAUCCGUUUCGACUCCUACGAAACUGUGGAAAAAUUGUUCGAAUUGAAACAAAUCACUCAUAUCACAGAGGAUAUGAUUCGUUGUGCCUUGAAAAGCAGCGAUUCUCGUAUUCUCGCAUACUUCAUGACUCAGUCCAAUAGCAGCCUUCUAAGAAGAGAACUGGUCAUUGAUGAAAAGCCUGGACAGGAAGAUAUGUGGAAAGUCAUUCUCGAUGUGAAAGCUGAGCUAGCUAGGUUGAGAUCUAGCGUUGAUACUUUGAAUUUUAUCAUACGCCUGCGAGGAUCCCUAGAUGGCUUAAUCACAGAGGAAGCUGCUCUUAGCGCUUUAAAAAGUGGUUCUUCUGAACUGUACAAUUUGAUGUUGGUUAAUGUUAAGGAUCAAUCGAUAUUGAGGAUGAAAGCGGAAAAGUUCGCGGGAGAGAGACGUUAG
Molecule: messenger RNA, 2991 nt
Organism: Sclerotinia sclerotiorum 1980 UF-70
Lineage: Eukaryota; Fungi; Ascomycota; Leotiomycetes; Helotiales; Sclerotiniaceae
Exons: 8
Coding region: 1-2991 (996 amino acids)
Molecular function (GO): protein binding
Source: RefSeq, a predicted model, not a curated record